Nicotiana tabacum (common tobacco) is the source of this 2059-nucleotide messenger RNA. Lineage: Eukaryota; Viridiplantae; Streptophyta; Magnoliopsida; Solanales; Solanaceae. The record is from RefSeq and is a predicted model, not a curated record.
CGGAAAAAUCCAAAUCCGAAGCGUCUAAAUAUUACAGCCAGCCCUGUUAACGUCUCCUUCUUCCUCUUCUCAUUUCUCCAAUUUUUCUCUUCCCAUUUUGCCCUUCUGCAAGAUCUCAACACCCUCACCGUCCUUUUCCAUUUUCCCGGGAAAUUCAUCAAAAUUCGAGGAUAUUUUCAAAAAUUGAAGUCGCACUUCAAUUUUCUUCUAUAUAUAUCAAUCUGAAUUUUCCGAUAAAAUUUGUUUAAGUUCACUGAAAUGCGGUGAAAUCAUGAGAUCGUCUGUCUUGCCGGAGAAUUCAAGCAGUGCGCCGUCAACUUCGCGGAAUUCACCUCCUUCUGCGACGGCGCCUCGAAACUCCAAUUGUAAACACAGUAAUGUCUUUCAGCUCUUAACAAGAAGGGAGGUAUCUCCUCGAACUAAACGCGCUUCCAGAAAAUUUUGGGGUGAGAACACUAAAUGUACUCUUGACUCCUGUGGAUUAAAACGCGAAGUGGCAAGUGAUGCUAGACGGGGACUAAUAUCAUGGGUAGAGGCAGAGUCACUGCAACAUUUAUCGGCCAAGUAUUGUCCACUGUUGCCUCCUCCAAGGUCUACCAUUGCAGCAGCAUUCAGUCCUGAUGGGAGGACACUUGCUUCUACUCAUGGAGAUCACACGGUGAAAAUAAUUGACUACCAAACUGGGAAGUGCUUAAAGGUUUUGAGUGGACACCGCAGGACACCUUGGGUGGUUCGUUUCCAUCCAUUGUACCCUGAAAUACUGGCAAGUGGAAGUUUGGACCACGAAGUUCGGUUGUGGGAUGCAAAAACUGCCGAGUGUAUAGGAUCGCGAGAUUUUUAUCGUCCCAUCGCAUCCAUAGCGUUCCAUGCCCAAGGGGAAGUUCUAGCCGUUGCUUCAGGCCACAAGCUUUAUAUAUGGCAUUACAACAGAAGAGGAGAGGCUUCUACACCAGCAAUUGUACUGAAGACACGGCGUUCUCUUCGUGCUGUCCAUUUCCACCCACAUGCUGCCCCAUUUCUUUUGACAGCUGAGGUCAAUGAUCUGGAUUCAUCAGAUUCUUCAAUGACACGUGCUACUUCUCCGGCAAAUGAACUGCCUAUCAUGUCUCUACCUUUCCUGAUCUGGCCGUCAAUUGCAAGAGGUGAUCCCAGAAUGCCUGUGCAGCAAACUGAUAUAGAUAUGGGAACCGACAAUGUACAGCACAGAACAGAUACUUCAUCAUCUGUCCGCCUUCUCACAUAUUCAACUCCGUCUGGCCAGUAUGAACUUUUAUUGUCCCCUGUUGAGCAAAGUGCAUCUCCUGCGCAAGAAGCUCAUACUGGUUCUUCUGUUGGGGAAAACGAGAAUAUAGGUACUCAACCUUUAGUUGAUCCUAUGGAGACUGAUGUGCAACCAGAAGAAAGAAACAAUCAGUUUUUCCCUUUUAGUGACCCAGCAUACUGGGAAUUGCCUUUUUUGCAAGGAUGGUUGAUUGGCCAAAGCCAGGCUGCCCAACAAGCAACUCAUCCAAACCUUAGUGGUACUACCACUAAUCCAUCAACUUAUGGUGAACUGGAAAAUCCUUCUGCUGUUCCCUUGGUAAUUUCAAGCAAUAAUCAUCCAAGGUCCGGAAGAUCUGGUUCUCGGCAACGUUCUUCACGCUCUCGAGCGAUUCCCGUUGCUGGUGCUGGUGCUGCUUCGCUUAACGUUAUGCAUGAUGAGAGUGAUUCUCAAACUUCUAUUGGUCGCAUCCAGUCGGAGAUAGCUACUUCGCUGGCUGCAGCAGCGGCUGCUGAAUUGCCUUGCACUGUGAAACUCAGAAUAUGGCCUCAUGAUGUUAAGGUUCCAUGUGCACCCCUUCAUGCUGAAAGAUGUCGCUUAACAAUACCACAUGCUGUACUUUGCAGUGAAAUGGGAGCCCAUUUUUCACCAUGUGGGAGAUUUUUAGCAGCUUGUGUUGCAUGUAUUCUGCCAAACGUGGAUGCUGAUCCUGGUUUUCAUGGCCAUCUUCAUCAUGAUACUAUGGCAGCUGGAACUUCUCCAACCAGACAUCCAGUUGCUGCCCACCAGGUUAUGUAU